This is a messenger RNA of Oncorhynchus masou masou (cherry salmon), 3727 nucleotides long. Its product is annotated as TBC1 domain family member 30-like. The record is from RefSeq and is a predicted model, not a curated record. NCBI's taxonomy places the organism in Eukaryota, Metazoa, Chordata, Actinopteri, Salmoniformes, Salmonidae. Bases 200 to 3727 code for a protein of 1175 amino acids. Gene Ontology annotation, cellular component: endoplasmic reticulum. The transcript has 15 exons.
GGAAGGAAACUAGUAGCUCCCGGUCACAGCCCUGCCUCCUGAGUAGUGGAAUGGAAUGCACCCGGAACUCACUUCCUCUUGAAGACGAGUGUUGAAUUAAGAAAGUAGUUGCACCUGUUCCCAUGAAACGUUCAUGUUUGGAGAGAUGGCAACUUGACAAGCACAAUAAUAACAGUAGCGAACGGGACAGCGUGUUGUAAUGUCGUCCCAGGCUGAGAACGUGGCGGAACUUUUAGAAAUAGACAUAUGUGACGGCGACAUCUGCUCGGAGGGGGAGAGCGGAGUGUUCAUCAACUCAGGUACAGGUGCGUCACUCUUAGACGGCUUCUCAGCGUUUCAGCAGUGGACCGGACCUAGUUCUCGUUCCUCCUCAGGCCACAACAACACAGACUCUGUCUCAAAGAGACCGAGAGAAACAUCAUCCCCGAGCCUGUAUCUCCAGAACGGCCUGGGGUCUGGAGCCGGUGAUCGUGUGACCCUUGGCGACCUCCAGGGUCAGGAUCUCCGAGCCCCACGCUCCUCCAUAGUGGACUGUCUGUUGGUGGAGCUCUAUGACACCUACAGCAGCGCUCGGCUCAGUGUUGACAGCCCGGAUAGCAGUACCGAGGCGUCCAGCUCUGAGCUGUUCUGCCGCAGUAAUACUGGAUCCAGCUUCCUCCAGGAACUACAGGAGAAACACACCAGGAGACACCAGGUCAACUACCUGUCCCAGAAAGCACCAGAAGAGUUGAGCUGUAUCAUAGGGGAGGUACGCUACAGGACCGGUCUCCAGUCAGCCAAGCUGCUGCGCCAGCUGAAGAGGAGAGACCGCCUCAGUCACAAGCUCCAGAAGAACUAUGACAUCAUCACCGCCUGUCUGCAGGCCGUGUCCCAGAAGAGAAGAGUGGACACCAGGUUAAAGUUCACCAUCGAACCUUCUCUGGGCAAGAACGGCUUCCAACAGUGGUAUGAUGCUCUGAAGGCUGUGGUCAGACUUCCUACAGGCAUCCCUAAAGAGUGGAGGAAGAGGGUAUGGCUGACUCUAGCUGAUCAGUACCUCCACAGUAUCUCUAUCGACUGGGACAAAACUCUCCGCUUCGCUUUCAACGAACGCAGUAACCCUGACGAUGACUCACUGGGCAUCCAGAUUGUUAAGGACCUACACAGGACAGGUUGUAGUUCAUACUCCGGCCAGGAGGGGGAGCAGGACCGGGUGGUGCUGAAGAGGGUACUCCUGGCGUACGCUCGCUGGAAUAAGGCUGUAGGAUACUGUCAGGGCUUCAACGUACUGGCAGCGCUCAUAUUGGAGGUUACAGAGGGCAACGAGAGCCACGCACUCAAGGUGAUGAUCUACCUGAUAGACAAGGUGCUACCAGAGAGUUAUUUUGCCAACAACCUGCGUUCUCUGUCUGUGGACAUGGCUGUGUUUAGAGAUCUCCUGAGGAUGAAGCUGCCUCAUCUCUCACAGCACCUACACCUCCUGCAGAAGACUGCUGAUAGAGAGGCUGGAGGCAGCUACGAGCCUCCCCUGACCAACGUGUUCACGAUGCAGUGGUUUCUGACCAUGUUUGCUACGUGCCUGCCCCCCAACACCGUGCUAAAGAUCUGGGACUCUGUGUUCUUCGAAGGUUCUGAGGUUCUGCUGAGGGUGGCUCUGGCCAUCUGGUCUCACCUAGGGGAGCAUAUAGAGUACUGUCAGACAGCAGACGACUUCUACAGCACCAUGGGAUGGAUCACUCAGGAGAUGUUGGAGAACAGCCUCAUAGACUGUAGCCACCUCAUGCAGACGGUGUACUCCAUGGCUGUGUUUCCAUUCCCUCAGCUGGCUGAACUCCGAGAGAAAUACACCUACAACAUCACCCCCUUCCCCACCUCCAACCCCAACGGCAGUGGUGGUCUAGGUGGCUGGGAGGGUGAUGAAGACGAGGAUGAAGAUGAAGAUGCAGUGGUGACAGCAGCGUUGGGAUGUUUGGGUCCUCUGGGGGGGCUGUUAGCUCCAGAACUACAACGGUACCAGAGACACAUUAAAGACCAGCGUGGGGGGGAGCCGGGCGGGAACAUGGCAGACCUGAGUCCCGGGGCGGUGGAUGGUGGCGGCAGAGCGGAGCAUCAAGCGGCCAUCAACAGCAUGCUGCAGGAGAGGAUGAGUACUGACAUCAGCGCUCUGAAGAAACAAUACUCACGUAUCAAGAGACAUCAGCAACAACAGGCCAGGCAGCUGUACAUACACACAGAUCGAUGUCCAGCCACCAGCGUGUUAGCAUCUCAGCUACAUCCUUCUCCUGUCGUCAACCACCUGUUGCUAGGCAGGAAGCCCAGGAACAGCCUGAAACACCCUCCCUCCAGCCUGCGAGGUGUCCCCCUGCCUCAGGCCAGCCCUGCCACCCCUGGCCCCGCCCCUAACCCCGCCCCUAGCGGGGAGAGGGGGAGGAACAGCCUGAAACACCCUCCCUCCAGCCUGCGAGGUGUUCCCCUGCCUCAGGCCAGCCCUGCCACCCCUGGCCCCGCCCCUAACCCCGCCCCUAGCGGGGAGAGGGGGAGGAACAGCCUGAAACACCCUCCCUCCAGCCUGCGAGGUGUCCCCCUGCCUCAGGCACAGUCCAGCCCUGCCACCCCUGGCCCCGCCCCUAACCCCGCCCCUAGCGGGGAGAGGGGGAGGAACAGACUGGUAUCUCAGGCUGAAGACUGUCAGAGCAGGGUGGGGUCCCCCUGGCGCGCCCACGUACGUGCCCACCGCAGGAACAUAGCCCGGGCACGGGUACAGCUAGGGUUUGGAGACAUGGAGGACAGACACCCUCGUCAGGGGGAGGAGGACAGACACCCUCGUCAGGGGGAGGAGGACAGACACCCUCGUCAGGGGGAGGAGGACAGACACCCUCGUCAGGGGGAGGAGGACAGACACCCUCGUCAGGGGGAGGAGGACAGACACCCUCGUCAGGGGGAGGAGGACAGACACCCUCGUCAGGGGGAGGAGGACAGACACCCUCGUCAGGGGGAGGAGGACAGACACCCUCGUCAGGGGGAGGAGGACAGACACCCUCGUCAGGGGGAGGAGGACAGACACCCUCGCCAGGGGGAGGAGGACAGACACCCUCGCCAGGGGGAGGAGGACAGACACCCUCGCCAGGCGGAGGAGGACAGACACCCUCGCCAGGCGGAGGAGGACAGACACCCUCGCCAGGCGGAGGAGGACAGACACCCUCGUCAGGGGGAGGAGGACAGACACCCUCGUCAGGGGAGGAGGACAGACACCCUCGGGGAGGAGGACAGACACCCUCGCCAGGGGGAGGAGGACAGACACCCUCGCCAGGGGGAGGAGGACAGACACCCUCGCCAGGCGGAGGAGGACAGACACCCUCGCCAGGCGGAGGAGGACAGACACCCUCGCCAGGCGGAGGAGGACAGACACCCUCGCCAGGGGGAGGAGGACAGACACCCUCGUCAGGCGGAGGAGGACAGACACCCUCGCCAGGGGGAGGAGAGAGAUGGGGGGGGUGAGGGGAAGGCUGAUGAUGAUGAGGGUAGUCACCUCCCUGUGUCUCCUGCCCAGGCCUCCAGUAAGGAGGACCAACCCGGGGCCACCCCCCAGCAGGUGUUCUCUCCCUUCCCGAGUGUGAAACAGCACAGGCGGUCAGCUGCAGCCCGUAACCUGGGUCUCUACGGUCCCACAGCCAGAACCCCCACAGUUCACUUCCCUCAGCUCAGCCUGAACCGUCCCUCCUCCACUCUCUCCACCAGGAAGCGCUAG